AGUGUGUCUCGGUGCAUGAAAGCUGUGAUGGCAGGAAGCAGUGACGACACCAACACCAAAAGUAAGAAAGUUAAGGCCUUUGUGACGGUGAAGCAAAGUAGUGAGGGACUCCUAACGAGUCUUGUUACUAGAGGUGUUGAUGGGAUCAAAGAAUUGGUUGGAAAAACACUUGCUUUGGAGCUUGUUAGCGACGAGCUUGAUCCAAAAACAAAGUCAGAGAGAAAUACAAUAAAAGGAAAUGUACAUAAGACACAGAGCAAAGAGAAUGAGGAGCUGUAUGAGACCACAUUUGAGAUACCAGCAGACUUCGAGAGUGUGGGUGCUGUUUUAGUUGAGAAUGAGCACCACGAGGAGGUGUUUCUAAAGAGUAUAGUCCUUGAUGGCUUCGCUGAUGGUCCUGUGCACCUUACUUGUGAUUCAUGGAUUCAGCCCAAGCAUGAUUGUCCUAUAAAGAGAGUCUUCUUUACUAAUAAGUCGUACUUGCCAUCACAAACACCAAGUGGAAUAAGAAGGCUGAGAGAAGAAGAGCUGGUCCUGCUGAGAGGGAAUGGAGAAGGAGAGCGCAAGAGCUCUGACAGAAUAUAUGACUAUGAUAUGUACAACGAUCUUGGGGAUCCUGAUUCCAAUAUUGACCUCAAAAGACCUGUUCUUGGUGGCACCAAACAUCAUCCAUAUCCAAGACGGUGUCGUACUGGUCGAAAGCACUCUGAAACAGACCCAUCAUCUGAAACGAGAAGUUCCAGCUUUUAUGUUCCACGUGACGAGACUUUUGCUGAGAUAAAGCAGACACAGUUUACAACGACCACAGUGUCCUCAGGACUUAGUGCAAUUUUAGAAUCAUUAGAUGCAAUUCUCAGUGACCAAAAUCUUGGAUUUGUAAGCUUCGAAGACAUAGACACGCUCUACAAAGAAGGAUUUCAUUUGCCACCUCUUAAAGCCUCUGGGUUAACAUUGCUCCAAAGAAUCAUUCCCAAGUUGAUCAAGGCUGCUAAUGAUAGCCAGAACCUUUUGCGCUUUGAUACCCCUGAAGCGGUUAAAAGGGACAAAUUCUUUUGGUUAUCAGAUGAGGAAUUUGCUAGGGAGACUUUGGCAGGUGUCAACCCGUACAGCAUCCAAUUGGUCAAGGAAUGGCCUUUGAGAAGUAAUCUAGAACCCCAAAUAUAUGGUCCACCAGAAUCAGCUUUCAUCAGAGAAGUCAUCCAGCCGCAGAUAAUUGGUUACGACACAGUUGAGGAGGCCAUUAAAGAGAAGAAGUUGUUCAUGUUAGACUACCAUGAUUUGUUCCUACCAUAUGUAAGCAAAGUGAGAGAGAUUAAGGGAACCACACUAUAUGGAUCACGGACACUAUUCUUCCUAACCACACAAGGCAUAUUGAAGCCAAUAGCUAUUGAGCUCACUAGACCAGCUAUGGAUGGCAAACCCCAGUGGAAGCAAGUCUUCACCCCUGCUUCUCAUUCAACCAAUCUCUGGCUUUGGAGGCUUGCUAAAGCUCAUGUUCUCUCCCAUGAUUCUGGUUAUCAUGAACUUGUAAGCCAUUGGUUAAGAACUCACUGUGCUGCAGAACCCUUCGUUAUUGCAACAAACAGGAACCUUAGCAUCAUGCAUCCAAUCUAUAGAUUAUUGAAUCCACAUUUGAGAUAUACUAUGGAAAUCAACUCUCUGGCACGUCAAGUGCUUAUAAGUGCAAAUGGGGUCAUUGAAAUCUCAUUCUCUACUAAUAAGUACUCAAUGGAAUUAAGCUCCGUGGCAUAUGAUAAGCUAUGGCAGUUUGAUUUACAGGCACUUCCCAAUGAUCUUAUUCACAGAGGAAUGGCUGUGGCAGAUCCUAAUGCACCACAUGGCCUAAAGCUAUCAAUUGAAGACUACCCUUUUGCCAAUGAUGGUCUCCUUAUAUGGGAUGCCAUCAAUCAGUGGGUCACAGAGUAUGUCAAUCAUUACUAUCCAAGCCCACACAUCAUAGAGUCUGACCAAGAGCUCCAAGCAUGGUGGACAGAUAUUCGAACAGUGGGUCAUGGAGACAAAUCUGAAGAACCAUGGUGGCCAAAUCUAAAAACACCAAAAGACCUUAUUGAUAUCAUCACCACUAUAGCCUGGGUAGCAUCUGCUCAUCAUGCAGCUACGAACUUUGCGCAAUAUACUUACGGAGGCUAUUUCCCUAAUCGACCCUCAAUUGCUAGAAACAAAAUUCCCACAGAAGACCCUUCUAAGGAAGAAUGGGAAAAUUUUCUGAACAAACCUGAGCAAACCCUUUUGGAAUGUUUCCCAUCACAAAUCCAGGCAACUUUAGUGAUGGUAAUUUUGAACUUAUUAUCAACUCAUUCACCAGAUGAAGAGUACAUUGGGCAGCACAUUGAACCAUCAUGGGCUGAGAAUCAAACUAUAAAGGCAGCUUUCGAAAGGUUUAGUAGGAGACUGAAGGAGAUUGAAGGUAUAAUAGACUCAAGGAAUGCAAACAGUAAUUUGAAAAAUAGACAUGGAGCUGGGGUAGUGCCUUAUGAACUAAUGAAACCAUUUUCAGGGCCUGGAGUCACUGGAAAGGGAGUUCCAUAUAGCAUAUCCAUUUAA
Molecule: messenger RNA, 2565 nt
Organism: Gastrolobium bilobum
Lineage: Eukaryota; Viridiplantae; Streptophyta; Magnoliopsida; Fabales; Fabaceae
Product: linoleate 13S-lipoxygenase 2-1, chloroplastic-like
Exons: 9
Coding region: 16-2565 (849 amino acids)
Biological process (GO): lipid oxidation
Molecular function (GO): metal ion binding; protein binding; oxidoreductase activity, acting on single donors with incorporation of molecular oxygen, incorporation of two atoms of oxygen
Source: RefSeq, a predicted model, not a curated record